Messenger RNA from Etheostoma cragini (Arkansas darter), 968 nucleotides. RefSeq lists its product as uncharacterized. The transcript is spliced from 7 exons. NCBI's taxonomy places the organism in Eukaryota, Metazoa, Chordata, Actinopteri, Perciformes, Percidae. The record is from RefSeq and is a predicted model, not a curated record. The coding region runs from base 59 to 919 and encodes 286 amino acids.
AAAGGACAACGGCGACGUUCGGCUUUAGGAGACAACGACUGCGUCAACAUGUAAAGACAUGGCUGAAACCCCGGGGAAGCGCCCACGAGUUUUUUCAGUCAGUGAUUGUACUUCUAAGAAAAGACCUACACGUUUAGCACAAGGUCCAAAAUCUGGGAAAAAAAGAGACAAAAGUCGAAGAAAAACACGGGUAACCAUUGGUGUGGCUUUUCCUAUUUGGAGAGCGCUGAAAAAGGACAAGGGACUGAGGUCGGACACGGAUGUUGCCUUACUGCUCUUGAACAGUUAUCUUAGGAACUCAGAGAAUUGUCCAGAACAACCAAUCAUUCACGAGAGUUCUUCAACAGAGUCCUGUUAUCUUCGGAAGAGUCCUGACCAACCAACCAUUGAAGAGAGUUCGUCAACUGAAUCCAGUGAAAGUGUGCAUGAAGAAAUGAUGUGGUCACAAAAUGAAGUUAUGCAAGAAACUUGCAGUGCUCCUUUUGUCCAGUCAUCUGAAAAUGGAAAGGAGUCAGGGAAAAAAGAUACUGCUUGUCAAAGACCAAAAAGUCAAGAAGAGUGGACAACAACCGACCAGGUCGAAAAUAACGCAAAUAGAGAUAUCCAAGAAGAUGAGAAUGAAGAAUUCAGCACCUCAUUAAGUGUGGGAGAUGGACGCUACCUGGUGGAUUUGGGGAGCUCGUCAGAGUUCAUCGUUGAUGAAGAGUGCAUCCUUCAGCUGUUCAAGUCAUGCAGGGAAUGCAACAGACAAUGUACAGUUAGAAAACGCGUGACCGGUCUAAAGCUCGUGGUUAACCAGGCGUGCUGUUUCUGUCAGAGCCACUCUAAAUGGACUAACCUGCCAGAUGACGACGACGACGAUCUCCAGACAAAUGGAAAACAAACAGCACAUAAACAGACCAACUCAGCCAAGCAGUAAUGCUAGCUGUGUCAUGCAGACAGUGGUUCUACAGAGUUUAUGUGGACGC